Stylonychia lemnae is the source of this 1002-nucleotide messenger RNA. Lineage: Eukaryota; Ciliophora; Spirotrichea; Sporadotrichida; Oxytrichidae. The record is from the annotation of a GenBank genome assembly.
AUGGAUGUACCUUUUGAUCCAUCUCAGAGCAGUGAAGUAAUUCUUCUCAGUGAGCAGAGAAAAAGUAAUCAAACACUCCCAAGAGCUUAAACUAUGCGAGAAGGCACACUUAAGCUACCAUAUUAACUUGGGGUAUCGGGCCUAAGUCCAAGAACAGAAUAAAAUAAGGGAAUAAACAAAUAAAAGAAAAAUACUAAAGACUUUUAGAUUGUAAAUUAGGAUCUGACUCUAAGUGUUGUCUCAGCUGAUUCAGAUAUGUAAUUAGAUCCUGAUUCAGAUAAUAAUCUGAUAGCUCUAUCAUACAUAAUUUGUUCAAUCCAACUAUUAGAAUCAUUGCUUGGAUAUGCAAUCUCAAUUAUUGCUUUUAAGAUUGAGAAGAAAAGAGACAUGAAAUUAGCUAAGACAUUAAACAGAGUAACUAUUUUAGCAAUGAUUAUGUACAAUAUCAUGAUUAUCGUGUAAUUUUAUCUUUGCGAUCUAUAUCUAUUUAAAGUAAUAGAAUAUAAUUACUCAGAUGAUGGAGAUGAUGUUGUCUCGGAAAAGAAGAAAACUCCAACUAUUGUUUUACUAGUGAUAAUCUUGAUAAAUAUGAUCGGAGUGACAGUCUUAACUUACUGUGCUAGAAGGCUAUUUUUACAUUAUGAGAGAUUACUUGGAGAAUAUGUUAUGUUUCUCAUUAAAUUUGUCGAGACUCCAAGAAGUAAAAUGGCAUAAAAAUAUAUCCCUCCACUUGAUCCACUUUAUGAAGAGUCAAGUGUAUGUAAUACAACUGUCAGCCAAAUCUUCUAAAGAAGAAAUUUUUCAAAUAGUAAUUAAUUUGCCAACAGAGAAUCCAGACCAAUAAGCAAAGCUAAUGAUGAUUAUAACUAUGACAUUGAUGAAGAAGGUACAAAUUAUUAUGAACCUUCAUCUCAAUAAAAUGAUGAAACCCCAAGUUUAAAACUAAACAGCAAUAAAAAGAUAAUGGGGAAUAUUAAUAGGUCAAAGAGUCAGUUCAGAUGA